This is a messenger RNA of Dermacentor andersoni, 2177 nucleotides long. Its product is annotated as sulfotransferase ssu-1-like. The record is from RefSeq and is a predicted model, not a curated record. Gene Ontology annotation, molecular function: sulfotransferase activity. NCBI's taxonomy places the organism in Eukaryota, Metazoa, Arthropoda, Arachnida, Ixodida, Ixodidae.
CGGCAGAGGCAGUAGCUGCCUCGAUAAACCCCGGCGCGCUGUCAGACUACUGCUGAUACCCUAAGGGUCGUAAAAGCACAGCGACGUUCCAGGCGCACGGCUGAGUCCUGUGAGCUGCAUGCUGCAAUAGUAAACCUCACCAGGCGACCUUGGAUUACAGCCGACCAAACGCACUUGAAAGCCACUCGGCGCAGCGACAUGGCGAUCCGCCGGCAUCCCAAAUACGUGGAAAUCGAGGGCCUCCGGCUCACCAGCGAGUUCAGGCCGGAGCCGGUGCGACAAGCGCUGCAGUUCGUGCCCCGUGCCGGGGACGUGAUUCUCGUCACGUACCCCAAGUGCGGAACUCACUGGGUCCAGCAAAUCUUGCAGCUCAUUGUGAACAGAGGCCGGUCGGCAGAAAACUUCUUUGAGUGGUUGGCCAGGACGCCGCUCCUCGAGCUUCUCGGCACGCGCAUCCUGGAGGACGCUUCCGAGCCCCGCCUCAUGAAAACACACCUGCCGUUGGCCAGGCUGACACUGCGCGACGAAGCGAGGUACGUGUACGUUGCCCGAAAUCCGUGGGACUGCUGCGUUUCGUUUUAUCACCACACUAAGGCGCUCCCGGCGGCGUACUUCAGCGAAGGAACUUUCGACGACUUCUUCGAGCUGUUCAUCAGUGGCCAGACAGACCAUGGAGGCUUCUUCGACCACCUGCUGCCAUGGUACGCGCGCAGGAGACAAAGCAACGUGCUAUUUAUUACUUACGAGCAGCUAUAUAAACAACAAGGCGACACCGUGCUCAAGAUAGCGCGCUUCCUGGGACCAGAAUACGAGCAGGCGCUGCUUCAGGACCAAGAGUUUUUCCAGACUGUGCUAGACAAAAGCACUGCAAAGUUCAUGAAGAAGCAGUUUGUGCUUGACCCUGCCAUACUGAAGACCAUCAUCGAAAGGGAUCCCAACGCCUUGCCGGAUGAACUGAAGAACCUCUACGGAAAGGUCUUCGUAGCGCCCUUGCGAGAGGCCAACACGGUGAACUUUGUCCGGAAAGGUGUCGUGGGAGACUCUAGGGGCACCUUCACACGCGAACAGCUAGAGCGUAUGAAACUGUUUAUUGAGAAAGAAACUGCCCAAACCGACGUCAUGCAGCUGUGGUUGGACGAAGAUCCGCUUAGGAUGUGAAAAGAAAAAUUAAGCUCAGGUCGGCGUUCAAACUGAAGGUUCUAAUAAAAAACUUGACAGAAAUCCUGGAGGUACAGACACUAGUGAAUGAAGCACGGACACAGCUGAAACGACCGAACGAUGCUCGGUGCUCUUGCAGCCAUAUUGUGACCCGUUUCCAGUCUGAAGAGCGCCCAUCUAUGUUCGGUGCCUCUUUAGGUGACAUGAAUUUCGCAACAAAGCCGUGUAAUUACUUCGCACAAAGAGCGCGUACACGCGUGGAAAUGGCUGACAAAGGAAAGAGUACAAACGAGUGCCAUUGCGUUCAUUUUCGUUGCCCGAUAUUGCACCUCGUGUGUAGCUGAACGUGCGUAGCUAUACCUCUCGUUCAGCAGCUUUAGGCCCGACCGGUAUGAUCGAAGCCUGAUGACUGUCUAUCGCUUCCUUCUUAUUUUCCUUAAUUUUUUUCAUUUCCUGCCCCACCCCUUUUUUUUGUGCGUGAAGGGUGAUUUAACCUACAUGGCAGUAUAUGCCGAAUCACCACUUCACAGUGUUGGAGGCGCGCGCGAGGAGCCUGCUGAUCUGUCCUAGGGUCGUAGAUAUUUAGCUGGAAGCGAUCAUUCCGGUAAAAUCUUGGUUUGAGCUAGUUGGUAUUGAUUCAUGAUUAAAGCAAACUUUUCGGCGCAAAUUAAACCAGCACGAAGAAGGCGCCCGUUCUGUUUUGUGUUCUUUGUCCUCGUUUAAUUUACGCCGAUAAGUUUGCUUUAAUCGAUGGUUAUAGGCUGGUGAAAGACGGUACUGCCCCGGUUAUUGGCUGCAUGGCUGGGCGUUACGAUGCCCUUGCAGCGCCACUUUUUGCUAAGAAUAAGGCACCUGUACAAAUACACUGUCCAUCGGUCAUUCAGUGUCUCCGAAACUCUGAUAUAUAUUGUCAUCCGCGCCAUCCGCGCUCACAGGAAGGAGCUGCAUAGAAGGCGUCAAUAACGAAGUUGGCGGAUAAUUAUGGACAUAGGGUUAGCGUCUCGUCACUGCCCGAUCAC